Molecule: messenger RNA, 886 nt
Organism: Dermatophagoides farinae (American house dust mite)
Lineage: Eukaryota; Metazoa; Arthropoda; Arachnida; Sarcoptiformes; Pyroglyphidae
Source: RefSeq, a predicted model, not a curated record
GUUCAAGAACACAUUCAUCUAAGUAGAAUAAUGAGCGAUGUACCGAUGAUGAGCAUUAUUUCAGGAACGAAAAAAUUAAAAAUAAAUUGCGCUCAAUCAAUUUGGACAUGCUUAUGAUAGAAUCGAUACAUUAGAUGAUUUAGUCAACCAUCGAAAUAUGAAAGUUUUUCUAUUCAAAGGUGAACCAUCACAAACAAUUUUGACAGCAUUUGAUCAUCCAUUCUAUUAUGAUCUUGAAAAUCGUUUUUUGAUUGAAGAUCCUCCAAAUGAAGAUAUUGAAGAUUGGGAAAACAAGAUAGCCAAUGAGAUAAAUGAUCGAAAAUUAGCAAUGAUAAGCGAUGAAUAUUAUCUGGAUUAUUUUCAAUAUGUGUUUUUAAAUAAAUUUCCCAAUCUAUAUCGAUCAAUUAGAAAUGAUGUUGUAUUGCCAUAUUUUCUUCCAUUAAGUAAUAAAAAUUCCAAUGAAAUGGAUCAUUCGUUGAAUGAAAUGAUAAUAUCGUUAUCGGAAAAUGGCCUAUACAAUUAUUGGGUGAUUGAAACAUUGAAUCAGAAUAAAGUGGAAAUAUAUACAAAAAUGAACCAUAAACAUACGAUAAAUGAUUUCGAAGUAAUGUCAUUGUCCAUCAAUGAUAUACAAGCCAUCAUAUCUAUAUAUUGUAUUUUUUCCAUCAAAUCAAUAUUAAUUUUGUUCAUUGAAAUUUUGGUAAAAAAAAUUUCAAUGAUGAAAAACACUAUGGCCAAUAGUAUUGUAUUAUGGCCAACACCAAAUGAACUUUAUCAAAACAUCACCAACAAUAAUCAUCAAAGAAAAUAUAGAAAUAAAAAUUUACAUCAUCAUUCCAAUGAUUUUGUUCUACACAGCAGAUGUUCAACAAUAAUAAUAAAAUGA